AUGCCCUCCCACUCCUCCCUGACCUCGUCCGAAAAGUCCCUCAUCAAGAAACACGCGCCCACUUCCUCGGGCGACAAGAUCCACUCUGCCGCCAUCGGACGGAUCUACUACGCCUUUCCCGACCCGACGAAAUGGAGUUACAGCGGGAUCAGUGGAGCGGUCGUGUUUGGGUGGGGACAGGCGGGCGGGUGGUUGAAGGUUGUGGAUUUGGCGGGAACGAGGGGCGUCGUUUGGCAGCACACGGUCGUCGAGGACAUGCCUUACUACCAGGACCGCACUUUCUUCCACACCUUUCCCUCGGACGACUGCAUGAUCGGGAUCGCCUUCUCCUCGGAAUCAGAAGCGGCAGACCUCUUCAAAAAGAUCUCUCUCCGUCACAAAUACGCCUCCAAGUUCUCCUCCUCCUCCUCCGCUCCCUCCUCGUCCAAAACCACCUCCUCUUCGCCGUCCAAAAAGAAGAAGAAAGGCGGGAUUGACAAGAGCAUGAUUGGCGCCCCUACUGGGUUCAGCCAUGUCGCGCAUAUGGGGUUCGAUAGUGAGAAGGGAUUUUCGAGUAGGAACAUCGAUCCGAGUUGGGAGAGGUUGUUUCAGCAGCUUGAGAGUCAGGGGAUCAGUCGGGACCAAAUCGAGAAGAACGAGCAUUUCAUCCGCAACUUCGUCGAAGGCUCAGGUGGCCCAACCGCUUCCGUCCCUCCCUCUCGCACCUCCGCGCCCUCCGCUCCUCCUCCUCCUCCCCCUCCCUUGAAUGGCCCACCUUCACGCGCUCCGCCUCCCCCGGCGCCAGCGAGCUCGAAGCGUGUCCCACCGCCCGCGCCACCUUCGCGCGCUCCAGGCGGAGGAGGCGCAACGGCGCACGCAGUGAAGCGCAAACCUCCCCCUCCUCCUUCACGUGGCGCACCAGCACCAGCACCUGCCGCACCAUCAAGCGCUCCUCCGCCACCGCCUCCUCCUCCUCCGGGUGGCGCACCGCCAAGCCGAAGCGCACCUCCUCAACCUCCCUCUCGAACAAGCGCGCCGAGUCCUCCGCCUCCGCCGCCGCCUCCUCCUCCUCCGGGUGGCGCAGCCCCUCCACCACCGCCUCCGCCUAUCGCUGCAGGAGGAGGGGACGAGAGGGGAGCGUUGUUGGCGAGUAUUCAGGGGAUGGGGGUCAACAAAUUGAAGAAGACGGACAAAUCAGCGAUCGAGAACGCCGGUUCGCUAGCAGCGAUGGGCAUCGUAGGCGCCGGCGUCGCAGGAGCCGCUUCCAUCGCCGUUGCUUCCUCUGCGCCUGCAGCGGAUAGUGGAGGCGGGGACUUGGCGAGUGCGCUUGCUGCGGCUUUGAGUCAGAGGAAGGGGAAUAUGGGUGGGGAGAGCGAUGAGGAGGGAGAAGGGAGCGAUGAUGAGGAUUGGUGA
Rhodotorula toruloides NP11 is the source of this 1392-nucleotide messenger RNA. Its product is annotated as actin regulatory protein. Gene Ontology annotation, biological process: actin filament organization. The record is from RefSeq and is a predicted model, not a curated record. NCBI's taxonomy places the organism in Eukaryota, Fungi, Basidiomycota, Microbotryomycetes, Sporidiobolales, Sporidiobolaceae. Gene Ontology annotation, molecular function: actin binding. The coding region runs from base 1 to 1392 and encodes 463 amino acids. The transcript is spliced from 5 exons.